Messenger RNA from Rotaria socialis, 1710 nucleotides. Lineage: Eukaryota; Metazoa; Rotifera; Eurotatoria; Philodinida; Philodinidae. The record is from the annotation of a GenBank genome assembly.
AUGCCACAAAUAAUAUCAAUGAAAGUCGAAUAUUUAAUUUUACUUAGUUUCCUAUUAACAUUUGCUGUUAUAACUAAUGCUUUUUAUGUAAAAAAGCAAUUUUAUCCAUCAGUUGUAUAUUUAACGAAGUCAAGUACAAGUCUUGCGGUUCUUUAUGCUCAAGCAUUUGUAUUUGCUAUUUUAUUUGGUAAAUUUAUUCAACGUAUAUUUCUCGGACCGCUUCGUGCGAUUGAAACAGAACAUCUGUAUGAUCGUGCAUGGUUUUCUAUCACAGAAACAUGCUUAGCAUUUACUGUAUUUCGUGAUGAUUUCAGUCCACGUUUUGUCGCUUUGUUUGCAGUUUUACUUUUUCUGAAAUGUUUUCAUUGGCUUUUAGAAGAUCGUGUUGAUUAUAUGGAACAAAGUCCUGUUCUUGGACCAAUAUUUCAUACACGAGUUAUUGGUCUUUUAAGUGUUUUAAGUAUUCUCGAUUAUUUAUUUAUUUCAUCAGCUUAUAUGCAUACAAUAGCCAAGGGAGCAUCAGUUCAAAUUGUUUUUGGUUUUGAGUAUGCAAUCCUACUUGUUUCGGUUAUUACAACUGCAAUAAAAUAUAUUCUUCAUUCAAUUGAAAUUCGUGCCGGUGAACAAUGGGAAAAUAAAGGUGUAUUUAUGCUCUAUUCAGAUUUAAUUCUUGGACUUUUUCGUCUUACACUUUAUAUGAUAUUUAUCAUGGUUAUGAUGAAAAUACAUACAUUUCCAUUAUUUGCUAUUCGACCAAUGUUUAUUGCCAUGCGAGCAUUCCGUAAAUCGUGCAAUGAUGUUCUUGAAUCACGACGUGCUAUACGUAAUCUAAAUACCAUGUAUCCAGAUUUAACAGCUGAGGAACUUGGUAAUGCUACUGAUACUACGUGUAUCAUAUGUAGAGAAGAAAUGCAGGUACAACAAAGUAUCAAGCGUCUUACUUGUCAACAUAUAUUUCAUAAAAAUUGUUUACGUUCAUGGUUUCAACGACAACAAACUUGUCCAAUUUGUCGAACUACUGUUUUGCGUCCCGUACCUACUCGAGCAGCUGCGGCCGCCGCCGCCGCCGCACCACUAGUCAAUGCGCAACCAGCAGCAGCUUCACAAUCACAAGCUCAAAUACCUGUUUCUACAGCUAGAUUUCCUCCGUCACCAUCACAUCUUGCGCCAAGUUCAGCUGCAUCAUCAACCUCUAGUUCUACACCAACUAAUACAUCAACGCAAGCGUCACCACCAAAUUUCAAUACAAUGGGUGCCGGAGUAUUUCCACAAAUGGCAUUUAAUUCAUUUCCUAUGGUAUUACCACCAUUCGCUUUUCCACCUCCACCUUUACCACCAGCUAAUUUUGCUGGUAUGUCAGAAGAAACGAUUCGAGCAAUGGAAGGAACAGAAUUAUCUCAUGUUCAAGCACGUAUUCAAUGUUUACGUAAUGUAAGAACAUUAUUAGAUGCAUCAAUGAUACAAAUGCAACAAUAUAUGAAUAUUGUCUUAACGCAAAGUAAUAUGGAAAAUGGCACAGGUCUAUUGAAUAACCUCAAAAAUGAUACCGAUCAAGUUUUGACAUCAUCGGACGAGAAUAAUUCGAGAAAUAAUGUAUUAAAUCCCAUUAAUGAGAACGAUGCUGAUGUAAUCCGUCGUCAACGAUUAGAGCAUUAUAGGCAAAGAUUGUCACCAUCAACAACAAAUCAAGAAAACAAUAAUGAUAGUUAA